CACCAGGCACAAAAACCACCGGCACGCAUCACCACAUCCACUCUUGCGCAUUCACGCUGCUGCACCCCUCGUAGACGCCCGGUCCGUUCCAAGCCUUGACUGUGCCCAGCACCGCAACAGCGCCAGGUCUGGCCCACAACCACACCGCCGCCACCACCACCACAACAAUCUGAUCCCAUUCUCCCACUCAACACCACCAACAAGCACCCGCGACUCGAGCCUCCAGUCCCCCCUCGACGCCUGAGCGUGCGCUCCCCUCCCUCGCCAUGGUCUACGUCCGCGAGAAAUAUCUCCCCAACCUCAAACUCUACAAGUACUCGAGCGUCGACCGCUCCCUGACGUCAAAGUACAUCCUCAAGCCGUUCUACACACAUGUCGUCAUCAAGUGCUUCCCCAUGUGGAUGGCCCCCAACGCCAUCACUCUCUCCGGCUUCUCCUUCGUAGUCGCCAACCUCCUCACACUCCUCUGGUACAACCCGACCCUCGAUCAGGAUUGCCCACCCUGGGUCUACUACAGCUGGGCAGUUGGCCUCUUUCUCUACCAGACCUUCGACGCCGUCGACGGCACGCAGGCUCGCCGCACCAAGCAGAGCGGGCCGCUGGGAGAACUCUUUGAUCAUGGUGUCGAUGCACUCAACACCUCCCUCGAGUGCCUCAUCUUCGCCGCAUCUCAAAAUAUGGGACAGAGCUGGUACACAGUCGCUACCGUGUUCGCUUCCCUCAUGACAUUCUACGUGCAGACAUGGGACGAGUACCAUACAAAGACGCUCACGCUUGGCAUUGUCAACGGACCCGUCGAGGGUAUCCUCAUCCUGGUCUUUGUCUAUGCUUUCACUGGCUUCAUGGGUGGCGCCUCCUUCUGGCAGCAAUCCAUGCUUGGCUGGCUCGGAGUGCCCAAGUCGAUCGGCAUUCCCGACUUCAUCUACGACCUGUCUUUCACUCAAUGGUACAUGGUGCAGGGCACUCUGGUGCUUGUGCUCAACACGAUGGAGAGUGCCAAGAACGUCAUCGAAGCUCGCCGUGCUCGCGGCGACCGCAGCCGAGGUGCCCUUCUUGGUCUUGGCCCAUUCUUCGCAACUUGGGUCUGGAUCGUCGCCUAUCUCUGGCUCCAGCCUAUCAUCCGCACUCAGCAUCUGAUCCCUUUUGUCUUCUUCGCAGGCAUCGUCAAUGCUUAUAGUGUCGGUCAGAUUAUCACGGCCCACCUUGUCAAGCUCGAUUUCCCCUAUUGGAAUGUGCUCGUCAUCCCCUUGGCUCUGGGUGUCCUCGACUCGAUAGGACCUGUUUUGCAGGCCAACAUUGGUUGGGCAUCUGGCUGGCCGAGUGCUCUCGGCGACGGCGUGUACCAGGUCGCCUUCAUGUUCUGCCUCCUCGGUAUGGCUAUUGGUGUCUACGGCUCAUUUGUAGUCGACGUCAUUGUUACAAUCUGUGACUAUCUUGACAUCUGGUGCCUCACUAUCAAGCACCCUCAUGUCGAGGAAACCGAGGAGACUGAUGGCAAGAAGGUUAACUAAGAUCGUCUUCUGUCGCGGGAUCUAAACAAAUCAGCUUCACCACGUGAGAACCUGACCUCGAAAUCUGACAUUGGCGGAUCCUGAGGAAAGGUCUGGAGUUGUGGUUUGAAGGGGGUGUUGAUGGCUAUGAGUAGGCAUAGGACACUGGUUGUCUGGCUCAGUAUGCCUGUUGGGGAGCCGGGGUCAUGAGGAGAUUGGGGUUUGGCGGACCCUCCAGUGGAUGCGGUGUGGUCCUUCCGCAAACAGAGAGGAUUGCGAUUAUGAUGCGUUACGUACUUGAUGAGACAUGACAAGGUAUGGGAUCAGUGGCCAGGUUCGGCGGUAUAUAGAUCUCGGGUUUUUAUGUUUUGCGCAAGUACAAGCAGGCUUGGACCCGCAUGGGUUAAUAGUUCGGGAUAUCAAUGGCUCUGACUGCUACCUCGGUAGCUUGCAGACGGGAUGGUUCAACCAAACUCAAAUAAACUCACUUGGGCGCGAUGCCUAAAUUUCCGUUCGCAAAC
Messenger RNA from Microdochium trichocladiopsis, 2011 nucleotides. RefSeq names its product CDP-alcohol phosphatidyltransferase. The record is from RefSeq and is a predicted model, not a curated record. The transcript is spliced from 3 exons. NCBI's taxonomy places the organism in Eukaryota, Fungi, Ascomycota, Sordariomycetes, Xylariales, Microdochiaceae. Gene Ontology annotation, biological process: phospholipid biosynthetic process. The coding region runs from base 267 to 1511 and encodes 414 amino acids. Gene Ontology annotation, molecular function: phosphotransferase activity, for other substituted phosphate groups. Gene Ontology annotation, cellular component: membrane.